CUCACUUGGUACAAAACUUGGAGAGAGAAAGAUAUUGAGAGAUUGAACUCUCUCUGUUUAUCAGAGAGAGAAAAUCUGUUUAGAGAGAGAAAGAGGAGAUUGACGAAAGAGAGAACUGUUUUUCUGGAGAGAGAGAGUUGUUCGUUGUAUAUCAGAAUCAAAAUGGCUGGUUAUAUUGGAAUCUUGGUAUCAGAUCCAUGGCUUCAAAAUCAGUUCACACAGGUCGAGCUUCGGAGUUUGAAGUCUCAGUACAUGACAAUGAGAAGAGAGAAGGGUUGUCUCACACUCGGCGACUUGCCGGAGAAGAUGUCGAGACUGAAACACGUCGGUGAGAAUCUUACGGAGGAAGAGAGGGCUUCUUUUCUUCAAGAUUCGUAUAAGAACUUGGACGAGGAUGUUGAUUUCGAACUUUUUCUUCGGGUUUAUUUGAAACUCCAAGCCCAUUCAACUGCGAGAACGGGAACUGGUGCAAAGAAUUCAUCCGCAUUUCUUAAGUCUCCUACUUCUACUCUGCUUCACACAAUUAGUGAAUCUGAGAAAGCUUCAUAUGUUUCGCAUAUCAACAACUACCUUGCAGAAGAUAGCUUCUUAAAGAGACAUCUUCCCAUAGAUCCUUCAACUAAUGAUCUCUUUGAGAUUGCAAAAGAUGGAGUUCUUCUCUGUAAGCUUAUCAACGUGGCAGUUCCUGGGACAAUUGACGAACGGGCAAUCAAUACUAAGAGUGUACUCAAUCCUUGGGAAAGAAAUGAAAACCAUACCUUAUGUCUCAACUCUGCCAAGGCUAUUGGCUGUACAGUGGUCAAUAUAGGCACCCAAGACUUCAUUGAAGGAAGGCGUCAUCUCAUGCUUGGGGUGAUUUCUCAAAUCAUUAAGAUACAACUAUUGGCGGACCUCAAUUUAAAGAAAACACCUCAGUUGGUGGAGUUGGUUGAUGAUAGUAAGGAUGUGGAGGAGUUGAUGAGUCUACCACCAGAGAAGAUCUUGCUUCGGUGGAUGAAUUUUCAGCUGAAAAAAGCAGGAUUCAAGAAAACCGUCUCAAACUUUUCUUCUGAUGUAAAGGAUGGAGAAGCUUAUGCUCACCUCUUAAAUGUUCUUGCACCUGAGCACAGUAAUCCAUCUACAUUGGCUGUAAAAGAUCCUUUAGAAAGAGCGAGGUUAAUUCUUGAACAUGCAGAUAGGAUGGGUUGCAAGAGAUACCUAACUGCAAAAGAUAUUGUUGAAGGUUCUCCAAAUCUUAACCUUGCUUUUGUGGCACAUAUCUUCCAGCAUAGGAAUGGCCUCUCAACCCAGACGAAACAGAUAUCUUUUCUAGAAACUUUACCAGAUGACACCCAAAUUUCUAGAGAAGAGAUGUCAUUUCGCUUUUGGAUAAAUAGUCUUGGAAAUUCAACAUACAUCGACAAUGUCUUUGAAGACCUUAGAAAUGGGUGGAUACUUUUACAGACCCUUGAUAAGUUGUCUCCAGGAAUUGUUAAUUGGAAGAUUGCAAGUAAGCCUCCAAUUAAAAUGCCAUUCAGAAAAGUAGAAAACUGCAACCAAGUUGUCAAGAUUGGGAAACAAUUGAAGUUUUCCCUGGUUAACAUUGCUGGGAAUGACAUUGUUCAGGGAAAUAAGAAACUAAUAUUGGCUUACUUGUGGCAAUUGAUGCGAUACAACGUUCUGCAGCUUCUAAAGAACUUGAGAUUUCAUUCUCAUGGGAAGGAAAUCACUGAUGCUGACAUUUUAGAGUGGGCUAACACCAAAGUAAGGAGUUCGGGAGGCCAGACCCACAUGAAUAGUUUUAAGGACAAGCGCUUGUCAGAUGGCAUAUUUUUCCUUGAGCUGCUUAGUGCUGUGCAGCCUAGAGUUGUCAAUUGGAGUCUUGUAACAAAAGGAGAAAAUGAGGAGCAAAAAAAAAUGAAUGCCACUUACAUCAUCAGCAUUGCGAGGAAACUUGGAUGUUCAAUAUUUUUGCUUCCUGAAGACAUAACUGAGGUGAAUCAGAAGAUGAUCCUUACACUGACGGCAAGUCUUAUGUAUUGGUUCCUGAAACAACCUGGUGAAGAUAGAUCUUGUGGGACUUCAGAUAGUGAGAGUGGAAGUCAAUCCGAGACAACUUCAAACUCAACAAUAGAUGACACUUCCUCUGAGUCAUCAACAGACGAUAAUGGGAGUAGAUAAAUGUGUGAUGCUAAAACUUAUGCUAAAGUUAUAUAUAUGAAUUCUUUGAUUUUGAUUUUGAUUUAAAGAAAAAAAAAAUGUUCAUGUAAAAUGGUGUAUGAAAUUGAUACAAAGUGGAGUGUCAUGAAUGCAAAUUUUGCUGAAGCAAAUGCACAAGUAAAUAGGUUUGUAAUCGUGUUUUGUACCAAAAACUGAUGGAGUAAAAUCUAAAAUUCUGUUCUUUUGCUAGGUUA
Cornus florida is the source of this 2393-nucleotide messenger RNA. Its product is annotated as fimbrin-2. Gene Ontology annotation, molecular function: actin filament binding. Bases 163 to 2160 code for a protein of 665 amino acids. Lineage: Eukaryota; Viridiplantae; Streptophyta; Magnoliopsida; Cornales; Cornaceae. The transcript is spliced from 14 exons. The record is from RefSeq and is a predicted model, not a curated record. Gene Ontology annotation, cellular component: actin filament bundle; actin filament; cytoplasm. Gene Ontology annotation, biological process: actin filament bundle assembly; actin filament network formation.